This is a messenger RNA of Aspergillus fumigatus Af293, 504 nucleotides long. RefSeq lists its product as uncharacterized. Bases 1 to 504 code for a protein of 167 amino acids. The record is from RefSeq and is a predicted model, not a curated record. NCBI's taxonomy places the organism in Eukaryota, Fungi, Ascomycota, Eurotiomycetes, Eurotiales, Aspergillaceae. The transcript has a single exon.
AUGUCCGGGUCCCUCGAGGCUCUGCCAAGUGCCACCAACCUACUCCGCAAUGCCACUCCUGCAUUAAACCCUCGGAUUCCUCCCAUAGCCCGACAGAAUAUGUCCAUACUCCCCUGUCGCAUAGCCAUCAUCUCUCGCAACAAACUCAGAAAAGAAUCAUUGGCCAAAAACCCCGAUCUACGCCGAUGCGCCGCACACAACAGUCUCCUCCGGAGGUCCAUGGAGGAAGCACACCACAAUAUCCGCAAACGCCUGUCUUCGCUUUCCCUCGAGCAUGACGAGGUUGACGGUCCAGUCAUGAUUCCUCAAAUCCCCAGCGAAAGCCAAUCGUCCAUCAUCCGGAGCACGAUCAACGCCGCUGUGAAAGCUAUGACGUGUCGACAACGGUCAGAGGGUCUUCUCUGGACGGCUUCCUCGUCUCAGGAACCCGACGAAAAGAAACCGCUGGUUAACUUCCGUCGCUACUGCGCUCCCAGUCUCAGAGUCCACCGUCCUGCGGGAUAG